UCACAUUUUGCUGGAGUUUGGGAAACACUGGAAUAUCUAUAAAAUGGAGUUGCUUUGGAGCUCUCUCCUGGUGCUUCUCCUUUCUCAUCAUAUGGCAGAAGGUCAAUCCAUUACCAUUUCAUCAGAGAUUACUCAAUCUGAAACAGACAUAAAAUCAAGCUCUUUGGAAAUAAGCCCUGGUGUAGCAAUCACAGAGGACACAACUGUCAUUUAUGCAACAAUCACAAAGGACACAACAGUCACUGAUGCAACGAUCACAGAGGACACAACAGCCACCGAUGCAACAAUCACAGAGGACACAACAGCCACCGAUGCAACAAUCACAGAGGACACAACAGCCACCGAUGCAACAAUCCCAGUGGAUACAACAGCCACCGAUGCAACAAUCCCAGUGGAUACAACCACCACUGAUGCAACGAUCACAGAGAAUACAAACGCCACUGAUGCAGCGAUCACAGAGAACACAACCACCACUGAUGCAGCGAUCACAGAGAACACAACCACCACUGAUGCAGCAAUCACAGAGAACACAACCACCACUGAUGCAGCAAUCACAGAGAACACAACCACCACUGAUGCAGCAAUCACAGAGAACACAACCACCACUGAUGCAACAAUCACAAAGGACACAACGGCCACUGAUGCAGCAAUCACAGAGGACACAUCCACCCCUACUGUAACAACCACAGAGGACACAUCGUCCCCUGGUGUAACAACCUCAAAUGUCACAUCCAGCCCUGAUGUAACAACCCCAAGGCACACAUCAACUAGAAUAACAACAGAUGGAGAAUCUACAUCUACGAAAACAAUAACUUGUUUUGCAUCCAGCCCUUCCACAAGUACAAGUGUUGCUCUUAGCUCUCAUACAACAGCCAGCAGUCCUACUACUUCAUCUUCAAUACCAGUGGGUGAUUGUGAAAAUGGAGGCAAUUUCGAAGGAGGAAAAUGCGUGUGUAAACCCAACUUCUAUGGCAGGAAAUGCGAAUUUGUCAUGAGUGAGAUUAGACCAGAGAUCAUUACCAGUGUGGAUGUCACAGUCACGGUGGAGAAUGUACUGUAUAAUCAGGAGCUGAACGACACAAAUUCUCAGCAAUAUAAGGAAUUUGACAAUCGGUUUCAGGAUGCGAUGAGUAAGGUGUAUGAGAAACUACCCAACUACCAACAGGUGGAAAUCAUUUCAAUCAGAUCAGGAAGUAUAAUAGUUGAACAUCGGGUCGUGUUGUUAACCUUUGUAGAAGACUAUAACAGUUCCUUAGUCCAAAUGGAGACAAUAUUAAACACAACCAAUUGCACAGACAGCACUGCAGAGAAAUUGUGCUUUAGACCAAACACUGCACAAGUGGUUCCAGCCGAGUUAAAAGUUCAAGACGCCUGCUUAAAUGAUGCCACCCUCCCAGCUGAGGUGCGGAAAUACUAUGUCGUGAAGAUGAUUAAAGGAAAAGUGUUUUGUGUGUCCAAAUGUAGUGAGAAUAAUGAUUAUUCUAUCAACUGCAACAACGGGCAGUGCAGUGUCACACGCCAAGGACCACUUUGCUUUUGCACCUCAUCAGACCAGUUCUGGUUCACCGGAAACCACUGCCAGAUGUCCAUCAGCAAACCUGGGGUCUACUCUGGGGUUCCAAUUGCCACGGCUGCACUGAUCAUUAUCAUUGUGACUUUGUCUAUCUUCCUGCACCGACGCAGAGGGGGUCCAUCCAAAGAAAGGUUGAUAGAUGCAGAACAGUGGUGGUAUGAGGAUGGCUUUGAAAUGGACAACAAUUUAGCAGGCUGGAACCCAGGGACUACCAAUAAUGCAGCUGGUUCACCAAGACUCAGUCCUCCACAAGAUAAUUUCCACCCAGUACUGUCGAAUGUGGACACAUGUUUGAAGGUGAAGGUCCCCAGACCUGAUGUAGUGUCAAAUAACAGGUGAAGCUUCAGAAUUUGGCAAGAAUGGAAGCCCUUGAAGAACAAAUGUCUCCACACAGCAAGCAUAUCAAUAGAGUAUAUGUAGAGGAAAAAAAAGACUUGAAAGGAACCAACUCUCUAUUAUUAUAACGUAAUCAAAAUCAAAGAGUGUUCAUCUUGGCUAAGACUGUUGCUAUGAUGGAACCUAUACAGUUCCUAGAAGUUCAUGGACUCUAAUGUUCUCAGCUGUCAUUUAAAAGUCAUAUUCCAAUGUGGAAUAUAUACACGUAUGCACUGCUGCACCAAGUGAUACAUUUAAGGACCAACAAAGUAGUAUGGUCUGGGGACUGGUCUUGGGAAAGAAAGUUGUGACCAAGGGCUCCAAUACUUACAAAGAUAGUAAACGGUAUGCAAGUUGACUACAAUGUGUGCCUACAAGUCUAGUGUAACAAGGACAGGGCAAAAGCUAGCAAAUGUAUCACAAAUAUGCCUGUACUCAAGUAUUCAAAUUUGAGAUUUAUUCAGAAACAUUUAAUCUGUGAAUAUUU
Messenger RNA from Xenopus laevis (African clawed frog), 2435 nucleotides. RefSeq names its product mucin-17-like. Bases 44 to 1912 code for a protein of 622 amino acids. NCBI's taxonomy places the organism in Eukaryota, Metazoa, Chordata, Amphibia, Anura, Pipidae. The record is from RefSeq and is a predicted model, not a curated record. The transcript has 12 exons.